Benincasa hispida (wax gourd) is the source of this 1954-nucleotide messenger RNA. Its product is annotated as 4-coumarate--CoA ligase 1-like. Gene Ontology annotation, molecular function: CoA-ligase activity. NCBI's taxonomy places the organism in Eukaryota, Viridiplantae, Streptophyta, Magnoliopsida, Cucurbitales, Cucurbitaceae. The record is from RefSeq and is a predicted model, not a curated record.
AGAAGAACAAUAAAACCUUCAAAAUAAAAAAAAUAAUAAUAAAAAAAAAAGUUUUAUCUGUUCUUCUUCUUCUUCUUUGGGCAUUGAAAUGGGCAUUGAAACAGUUCAGAAUGACGUCAUUUUCCGGUCAAAACUACCGGACAUCUACAUUCCAAAGCACCUUCCUCUGCAUUCCUACUGCCUACACGAAAACGCCGCCAAAAUCGGCGACCGGACUUGUCUAAUCAACGGCGUCACCGGCGAAUCCUUCACCUACAACGAUGUCGAUCUCUCCGCUCGCAAAGUCGCCGCCGGACUAAACAAACUCGGAAUUACAAAAAGCGAUGUAAUUAUGCUCCUCCUCCCAAAUUCGCCGGAAUUCGUCUUCACUUUUCUCGGUGCCUCAUACCUCGGCGCAAUUAUGACGGCGGCGAAUCCUUUCUUCACAGCACAAGAAAUCGCAAAGCAAGCAAAAGGAUCGAAAGCGAAAUUGAUCCUAACACACUCAUCAUAUUACGAAAAAGUAAAGGAAAUAACAGAGGAAUUACCUGACGUCAAAAUCAUGACCGUCGAUUCUCCACCGGACGGUUGUUUAUGGUUCGGCGAUCUAAUUAAAGCCGACGAACGAGAUAUUCCGACGGUAGAGAUCGAUCCAGACGACGUCGUUGCGCUGCCGUAUUCCUCUGGAACUACCGGAUUACCGAAAGGAGUGAUGCUCACACAUAAAAGUUUGGUUACGAGUGUGGCUCAGCAAGUGGAUGGUGAAAAUCCGAAUCUGUAUUAUCGAAAUGAGGAUGUGAUUCUGUGCGUUUUACCGUUGUUUCAUAUUUAUUCGCUUAAUUCGGUUUUGCUCUGUGGAUUACGAGCUGGAACUACGAUUUUGAUUAUGCCGAAAUUUGAGAUCGGUUUGCUUUUACAAUUGGUGGAGAAAUAUAGAGUGUCGAUUGCGCCGAUUGUCCCACCGAUUGUUUUGGCAAUUGCGAAGUCGCCGGAGCUUGAGAAGUAUGAUCUUUCGUCGAUCAGAGUGAUUAAAUGCGGCGGCGCUCCGCUUGGGAAGGAGCUUGAAGAUACCGUGAGAGCUAAGUUUCCUAAGGCUGUGCUCGGCCAGGGGUACGGAAUGACGGAGGCGGGUCCAGUACUAACAAUGGGUUUAGCAUUUGCAAAGGAGCCAUUUCCGAUGAAACCAGGCGCCUGCGGCACCGUCGUCAGAAACGCCGAGAUGAAGAUCGUCGACACCGAAACCGGCAGCUCAUUGCCUCGAAACACGCCGGGAGAGAUCUGCAUCAGAGGCGAUCAAAUCAUGAAAGGGUAUCUCAACAAUCCGGAGGCGACGGCGGCCACAAUCGACAAGGACGGCUGGUUGCACACCGGCGAUAUCGGAUUCAUCGACGACGAAGACGAGCUCUUCAUUGUGGAUCGGUUGAAGGAACUGAUAAAGUACAAGGGAUUUCAAGUGGCUCCGGCGGAACUGGAAGCUCUGUUGCUGACUCAUCCGGUGAUCUCUGAUGCCGCCGUCGUACCAAUGAAAGAUGAACAAGCUGGAGAGGUUCCCGUUGCGUUCGUUGUGAAAUUGAAGAAUUCUGAAGUAACUGAGGAUGAAAUUAAACAAUUUGUUUCAAAACAGGUGGUUUUCUACAAGAGAAUCAACCGGGUGUUUUUCAUAGAUGCAAUUCCCAAAUCGCCCUCGGGCAAGAUCUUGAGGAAGGACUUGAGGGCAAAGUUGGCAGCUGCUUUUCCAAAUUCUAAUUAAUUAAUUUCUUUUUUCUCUUUUGCAAUUUCACCCCCACACCAAAUGAUAAUGCAAGUUUAUUUUAUUUUAUUUUUAUUUUCCCUCCCUUUCUCUCGUUAUUACUUUCUUUUUUUAAAAAAGAAAAAGUUGUAUUUUAUAUGGAAAAUUGUUGUACUUGUAUGAACUACCUAAAGCUCUCUACAUCUUUUCAUAUAAAUGAAGAAACUGAUUUCCAGUUUCGACUCA